GAGCUCGCGCAUGGCUUUCACUGUGCAAAACGAGGGAUUUCGCAGCUACGUCUACGGAUCUGUACUGCACAUGCCACGCGCUCUCGUAUUUUUCUUUCAGUUGCGAGCACUUACCCCAAGUUCGGGCAACUUAUUGCCCAUCACGCACAUCUGAGCCCGUUAAUCGCGCUUUAGCCGUACUGUCCUGUCGCGUCUCUUCUCUGAGCAUCUGCAAACUCUUCCGUCUCGUGGACCGAGGAGGCACGAGCGGGCGCAAGCCGUGCUGGAUAAGAGCGGACUCUCUGGUGGACAUGGUUGAUUUGGGAGCUGUGGAGGUCUGAAGCUGAUGUGACUGGAGCAGGUGGUUGUGUGAUCUGGUGUAGCUCUCCUGGUCCUCUGUUAUUUAGUAGACGCGGGACAGUAAUGGACCUCCAUCGGACAGCCUUCAAGAUGGAGAACGCCCCCUAUGUGCCGAGCCCGCUGACGUCCCCGGCCCUGAUGGUGCUGGCAUCGACAGCCGAGGCCGGUCGCGACGCCUCCGUCCCCUGCCAACCCCCACGUCCGUUUGGGGUCCCCGUCACUCUGGAGAAGGACAUGCACCUCCCAUUCCCCACUGGCUCCUACACCUUCACCUCCUUGUACCACCGGCAGGCAGGGUUCGCCCCUCGAGAGUUCCCCUCCUCCCUGCUCCACCUGCACCCGCAGUUCGCCCCAGCUAACCUGGACUGCCCUCCACUGAGCAUGCUCCCCCACGGAGGGGUGGGAGCCUUCCGCCCGUUCCCUUCCUCAGUGGAGGAGCGCGACAGCGCGGGUUACCACUCCGCCUUCCUCCCCACCAAGCGGCUGAAGGGGUGUGUGGAGCCGGAAGCAGCGGCACGUCUGCACUUUGCGGAUGUGGAGGGGAAGGAGUUUGACUUUGGUGGGAUGGCCCAUGCAAACUCGGGGUCUCCCAGUGCUCUGAAGACAACUGAGGAUCCUGGAAAGAGGCAGUUUGGGGUUUCGGGGCUGCUGGCAGACGGCGAAGCCUCCUGUAGCCCUGAGGAGUACAAAGAGCGAUGUAAACUGAAGGGUGUGUGUGAUACCCAGACUCCGGUCUGUCCUGUGUGUCAGGACCUUCUGCGCCCAAGUGAGCUACAGGAGCACAUGGAACACGAAAUGGAGCGGCUUACACAGCUACACCUGAGUCAGAGUCCCUCCCAGACGCAGUGUGCCCCAGCAGGGCUGCCAAAGUCUGUGUUCUCUCUUCACAUCAAGCGAGAAGGCGGAUCGUGCGGGUCAUCGCCCCGCCCUGCCGAGGAGGCCGUGCACUCAGACAGGUACCAGAUGUUCUUGCGUGUACGAGCGAACAGACAAACAAGACUCGGCGCUCGUAUUGGGAAGAUGAAGAGGAGAAAGACUGAGGAAGAACAGAGAGACAGCGUGUGUGCUGUGGAGAAUGGGUCUCUUGGAGCAGGAGCAGAUGAGUAUGGAUGGAGUGAACACAGGAGAAUGCACAUGGUGUCCAUUCUGAGGGGCUUCAGAGGUUUGGUAAGUAGCACAUCAAAGGAACCCCACGACAGUGAUGUGGAUCUGGAUGUGGAUGGAGAUGAUACUCUGAGCUACGGCAAAGCACAAUACACAGAGACGGAUGUGAUCCCACACUGCCGAGACGUGGAGGAUGGAGAAACCGUGUUUAAUGGGCAUGCAGCCAUCAGGGUGUCUCCAGAAUGCACAAAGUGGUCCACACCAGACUCUUGUAAGAAGUCUCUUGUGUGUGAAGAUACUCCAUCUACUAGUAGCGAGGGACACAGCAAGCAGGACAGCAGCUUGUCUCCCACAUGCAAGAGCUGUGAGAUAGAGAUGAUGUGUGAUGACUCACUCAACACACUGGAAGCCCUGAAGACGCGGAUCCGAGAUCUAGAGAAGCAGCUGACACGUGGAGACCGAAUCAAAUGUCUCAUCUGCAUGGACUCGUACGCAGUGCCACUCACGUCCAUCCAGUGCUGGCAUGUUCACUGCGAAGAGUGUUGGCUGCGUACGCUGGGAGCGAAGAAACUGUGUCCACAGUGUAACACUAUCACAUCGCCAGGGGACCUCAGGCGUGUUUAUUUGUGAUGGAGACCUUGGUGCGGCUGUCCUGCCAUUUGCCUGUUUGCACUCUGACUGCUCUUUACGUUCAGGAGAGUUCAACCAUUCCCACUUAGGCUCAAAGCACUUCUUGUCCACCUAGAACAAAGAGCUUGGCAACAGAACGUGGACUAUUUGGAUAUGGACCACUGGGUGGCACUGUCCCCAGCACUCAACCUCCUAUUUUUGGAUUUUACUUUAAUGUUUCAUCUCCAGGCACUAGUGAUUAUCCUGUUUAUCUGUGUAGUGGUACCCCAGGUUUUAAGACACAACAUGUUUUGUUUUGUUUUUUUUGUUUUUUUUUUGCUCUUGGAGCAGAUGUGCAGUGAUGUUAAAGUUUACAGCAUAACACAUUCUCUUCCAAAAAUAAUGGCACAAACAAAAUCAUAACGCUUUGUGAAACAGCCACCAGGUUCACUAAUGCAUAAAAAUGGUAGUAUGGUUAAGAGAUGCAAUUCUCUCUCUCUCUCUCUCUCUCUCUCUCUCUCUUUGUCUUCUUUCCCCUCUCUCUAUUUUGGUGUAAAUGUGAUGUUAAAUGGAAAAUGUACUUUUAAUCACUUGUACUUAUUUACUUUCUUUACUGUAAUUUAAUACGUUUUUUGAAGAGGAUAUAACUUUGAACACAAGCAUUGAGAUGCACUCUGUAUGUGUUGUCAUAGUAUUUCCAUCAGCAUCAACAAUUUUAAUAUAUGUGUAAAUGUAAAACAAUAUUUUAGAUUACAAGGGCCUGAAUACAGAUUUUAACUAGCUGUUAUUAAAACAUUUUAAUAACUUAUUCCAACAGUGUAAGGUUAAAAGUUUAAAAGUGAUUGUUGGUUUUCUAUAUUUCUAACAGUGACAUAAAAACCAACUUUAAAAAAAACCCCCAAAAAACCAAAACAGCUCAUCUAGAGAAAAACGGUCUACAGUGUGUGUGUGGGGGGGGUGUUAACACAUCACAAAUUAAGAACAUGGAGAAAUUGUAAAGGGUUUUUAUUUCCUUUCUAAUGAAAUGAUUAUCCAGAACUCUGCCUUGAUAAGAGAUAAGAGCUUAGAAUUAGAUCUCAAGGUAAACGCUGUUGUUUUUGUGUUUGUUUGGGUUUUUUGGUGUUUAGCAGGCUUUGUAGUUAAGAGGUUGCUGGGUAUAUGGGUGUAGUGUUAGUAUAAGAAGGA
Messenger RNA from Electrophorus electricus (electric eel), 3237 nucleotides. It is a transcript of the gene rnf220b, whose product is annotated as ring finger protein 220b. Gene Ontology annotation, molecular function: ubiquitin protein ligase activity; metal ion binding. Gene Ontology annotation, biological process: protein ubiquitination. NCBI's taxonomy places the organism in Eukaryota, Metazoa, Chordata, Actinopteri, Gymnotiformes, Gymnotidae. The record is from RefSeq and is a predicted model, not a curated record.